Molecule: messenger RNA, 2075 nt
Organism: Nematostella vectensis (starlet sea anemone)
Lineage: Eukaryota; Metazoa; Cnidaria; Anthozoa; Actiniaria; Edwardsiidae
Product: integumentary mucin C.1
Exons: 18
Coding region: 101-1903 (600 amino acids)
Source: RefSeq, a predicted model, not a curated record
CCCUUCCAUAUGAACCAGCCCGUACACUUUGCCGACCUCGAACGAGUACUGAAUCAAAUUCGCCGAGCAUCUACCGACCAUCUACCUGUCUGCCCAACCAAUGGAGUUUAUUCUAAUUCCUUUCUUCCUUGUGCCUUGCAUUGCGCACGGAGCAUACAUUGAUGACGAGAUCCUUUCCCAGGAUGCAACAGUCAAACGGGACGAUUGCGUUGACAAGUAUGGCAGCGCGGUUUGCGAAAAGUACGCCAGCUACCCGGGUUACUGCCAAACUUGGAAAACCUUUAUGACGAAGAACUGCAAGAAGGCCUGUGGAUUCUGUGAGCAACCCAAGCCACCUGCCCCGGUAAAAGAAUGUAAGGACAUUGCCGAGUCUGCCAUGUGCCAGCACUACGCAAAGAUCAGCGGUUACUGCCAACAGAACAAGGAAUAUAUGACGCAGUACUGCGAGUUGUCCUGCGGAUUCUGCACUCCCGAAGUACCUCCGACUACCUCAGAACCCACACCACAAGUGUGCGCUGAUAAGCUGAGUAAGGAGGUUUGCGCUGCGAAAGUCAUUAUUGACGGCUACUGUCGACGGCACAAGACCUACAUGAACAUCUACUGCCGGAAGUCCUGUGGAUUCUGUGGAAAAGCCCCGCACCCUCCAAUCCAAGAAUCGACCACUUCCGCCCCAACAGAGCCGCCAGUUACCAAGACAACCACAGCCCCGACAGAGCCGCCAGUUACCAAGACAACCACAGCCCCGACAAAGGCGCCAGCGCCGCCCAAGGAAUGUGUGGACAAGAAGAGUAAGUCCUGGUGCGAAGUCUACUCAAAACGCGAAGGGUACUGUGACAAGUACAAGAGCUUCCUGAUUAAAUACUGCGAGAAGUCCUGUGGAUUCUGUGUGCCAGUGAAGCCACCAGCUCCUCCAAAGGAAAAGCCUUACUGCCAGGACAUGGAAGGCGACUGUGACGACCUGAAGAGCAAGGGAUUCUGUACGGGCACCAAAGAACAGGUCGCGCACAUGCGCAUGGUCUGCGAGGUCACAUGUGAUCUGUGCAAACAGCCAAAGCCUGAAGAGUGCAAGGAUAACUUGAAGUGUGCCGUGUACGUUCAACAUAAAAUGUGCGACUCUCUCGACCCCAAGGUGCGGUUUCAAAUGAAGACAUUUUGCCCUUCUACAUGCCGGUACUGCAAUCCUUCAGCUCCAGCCCCGACGAAACUUCCCGAAACAACCAGUCUUCCCAAGACAACCAGUCUUCCCGAAACAACCGGUCUUCCCGAGACAACCAGUCUUCCCGAAACAACCAGUCUUCCCGAGACAACCAGUCUUCCCGAAACAACCAAUUUACCCGAAACAACCAGUCUUCCCGAAACAACCAAUCUACCCGAGACAACCAGUCCUCCAGAAACGGCCACCCCUCCAGAAACAACCACCCUUCCCAAAGUGACCACUCCAAAGCCGACUGAAGUUCCGUUCGCUGACGACUGCCUCAAGCGCGUUAAUGCGUACCGUUCCAUUCAUGGAAUGCCUCCCCUCAAGUGGGACCUGGGUCUGCAACAAGCCGCCGAGACAUGGGUGCAACACUUGCACGCAACUCGCAAAUUGUUCGCUGAUCCCAACAACAAAAACAUGGGGGAAAGUCGGUAUUUCAACACAAGCAAGAGUCGUAAAUAUCUUUGUGUCGCGGCUGUGGAUAGCUGGUAUUUCCAAAUUGACAAGUACGCCAAGCGCGGCUAUUGUUCCAGGCCUCCUUACCAUGGAGACUACAGCAUCGCAGACUUCGUCCAGCUGAUGUGGAAGAACACAAAGGAUGUCGGGAUAGCUAUAUCCGGGGAUUACGUGGUUGCGCGCUUUGCACCACGGGGUAAUAUCCCUGGCCAGGUGGCAGCCAACGUCAACUGUCCGCUUUUACCGUGAGCCGACAAGACGUCAUCGCGCGAAGCAAGAAACAACGACCCAUAGGAUGAGCAGAUUCAUAAGGAGUACAGGAACGAAACCAUAACAAUUAUCAACUAGCUGACCAACAUUUUGAUGAAUACAAAAUAAAUUAUGUAAACUUCUCUUUAAUUAAAGAUGAUUUACCGAUAAA